This is a messenger RNA of Osmerus eperlanus (European smelt), 2399 nucleotides long. It is a transcript of the gene iffo2a, whose product is annotated as intermediate filament family orphan 2a. The record is from RefSeq and is a predicted model, not a curated record. The transcript has 9 exons. Lineage: Eukaryota; Metazoa; Chordata; Actinopteri; Osmeriformes; Osmeridae. The coding region runs from base 488 to 2002 and encodes 504 amino acids.
GAGAGGAUUUUGCGAAGUGAACAGCAUGAUGUGAUUGUAUCGGCUACCAGAGGAAAGAACCUUUAGCUGGAAGGAUCGGUAGCCCGCAGAGUACUGAGAAUGUGAAAUGUGGCAUCCAAAGCCUGUCAUUGAUAGUCUUGUUUAACGAAAAUGAGGAUUCUAGCGAAGCUUGAUGGAUAAAGGUAUUUUCAGUCCUUCAGAAUGUAUUUGAACCUUUCUCAAUCGGUAACAAGGUGACUUCGCAUUAGAGAUAUUAUUCGGAGCUACAGAAUGACAGAGCUACAAAGGCCUUGAAGAGAUGUUUACACCAUUUGAAAUCUACCCGCAUAACGCUCAUUUCAAGGAAUCACAUCAUAGACAUCGUCGUGGCACGGUAGAAAAACCAUCAAAGACUGGGCGUGGAGGAAGAUUCAGUCGGACAGGCAGCAGAUGACAACGAAAAUACCAACGUAAAUAUACCUAUUAUUGUAACCUAUGACCAGAAAUAAUGAAUUCAACACUCAUCACGGAGGCUUCACCAUCUUCUGGUAUUGCAACAGUCCACAUCGGAACAGCAUCUACCGGUGCGGGUGCAGCCGCUACCACUGCUCUUCGGAAUGAUUUGGGUUCCAACAUCCAUGUCUUGAAAACACUCAACCUCCGAUUUCGCAGUUUCCUCGCUAAGGUUCGUGACUUAGAACAUCGAAAUGCGUUUUUAGAAAAUCAGCUACAACAAGCACUAGAGCAAUCCCAUUUCCGAGCCUACUUCUCCCGUGAAAAAGCUACCCAAACCAACUAUCUGGAUCCAGCUUGUUCAGGCGCCCAGCAUCCGCAACGGAUACCUGGGACUAUUUGGAACUUUUCUCAUAGGAUGGGCUAUGGGGAACGAUACCAGACUCUCCAGAACCCUGGGCUUUCGUGGAUGCAACCGAACUGCGUGGGUGUUCAAAUUGAUACCAUCACCCCAGAACUUCGAGCAUUGUACAAUGUUUUAGCCAAAGUGAAGCGAGACAGAAACGAAUACAGACAAAAAUGGGAGGAGGAGUUGUCCAGGCGCCAGCAGAUGGAGGCUAUGGUGGAGACCCUUCAAGAGAACGCCCAGGAGUCUGAGGUGGUCCAAGAGGAGCUUACAGAGAAGGUGGAGAGGCUCAACACAGAGCUGGGGGCUUUCAAGAGCCUCAUGACCGAUCAAAGGUCAGACUUGGAUACUGCCAUCCAGGAGAAGGCUAUGACGGUGGACAUGGACAUCUGCAGACGCAUCGACAUCACAGCUAAGAUGUGCGAUGUUGCCCAGCAACGCAACUCGGAGGACAUGAGCAAGAUGUUCCACGCUAGUCCCUCCAGAGCCCCGGAGAGCAAGGGUGCCAUGGCCUGCAGGAGGAAGGAGCGUAAGGGAGCGUGUGAGGAGAAGAGCUCUGACAUGGAGCCUGGGCCUGGUGGGGAGGAGGUGGAGGGGGAGCAUGAGGAGCAGGAGCAGCAGGCUGGAGAGGUGGCAGCAACUCUCAACAUCACAGACGAGAUGAAGCGCAUGCUCAACCAGUUGCGAGAAACAUUUGACUUUGAGGAUGACUGCGACAGCCUGGCAUGGGAGAACGAGGACACGCUGCUCCUGUGGGAGGACUUCACCAACUACAACCUCCCCUCUGCAUCCGCCUCAGCUGCUGAGGGCCAGGGGGAGGGCCCCGAGCAGGAUAUUAGUGUGGGUAGUCUCAUCGACAAGACCGAGUGUCUAAUCCAGAACAGAGAAAAGGAGUACCAGGAGACCAUGGGGAAGAUUGAGCUAGAGCUGGCUACAGCCAAGGACGACAUGAGCAGACACCUGCAUGAGUACAUGGAGAUGUGCAGCAUGAAGCGAGGGCUGGACGUGCAGAUGGAGACCUGCAGGAGACUCAUCAAGGGCUCCGGGGGCACCGGCAGGAACUCCCCAUCGUUCAGCUCUGUGUCGAGCAGCGAUUCAGGGAACAGCGACGAGAUCCAGGAGGAGAUGGAGAAGGACGCAGAGGCUGAAGGCGGGGUCAGCUGAUGAUCGACAGGACUCCCACCCAGCACCCAGGGGAGAGAACAGAGACACGGCCGCCCUCCUUGACACCCAGCUCCCCCCCACCCCUGACAUUUCUCUGUGGAGGAUUCCGAUUGGUGCUGCUUCAUUUAAACCCUGCUCACACCAUGGUGCCCAUCUGAACUGGGGUGAGCUGGCCCCGCCCAUUAUAGCUGGGUUAGGUCGGUUCAGCUCAGCUCAGAUCUGAUGAGUGACAGGGGUCUAAGUGUGUUCAUAAUUGGGAAAAGCUGUUCUUCCUAAGAAGGUUACUCGAGACAACACUCUAUAUAUUCCAGCUCACCUGUGUCUUCAAACACACACUCAAUACAAAAUACAGUAUUUGGUCAAAUAGAAUAUUUAUUUACACAGAGACAUGAAACCG